AUGAUGCAUGAAGAUGUUGAUGAUGAAGAAGAGGAAGUGAUUCUUGAUCGACGAACAUUAAUUCAUCAAGCCAAUGAUUCAAAUUCAUUAAGUAAUUCGGGCCCAAUACUUCUUGGUGUUAAUCGAUUUAAUAUAAAAGUCUAUGAUAAUCCUAUUAAAUUAUCUCAAGCAAAAACUAUUCUCUUAGCAGCAACAUCAAUAUCAAUUGGUAUGUUUACUGGAUUAUUAGGACCAACAUUUCCAUUUCUUGCACAACGCAUGCCAGCUGAUUUAUCAGCAAUUAUAUGGUUAAUUCCUAUGAAAGCAAUUGGUUUUCUUAUUGGAACUCUUUUAAGUGCUUACCUUUAUACAUGGUUUAAUGUAUGUUGUUUACUUGGUCUAUCAUGUUUAGCAAUCAGUUUUGGUGUUUGUUCUCUUCCACUUAUAACUGAUUUAGCAACAUUUUAUUUAACUUCAUUGAUUCUUGGUAUUGGUCUUGCUAUAUCUUAUAAUGGUAUUGAUACACUUUAUAAUCGUCUAUGGAAUCGAUCAACAUUAGCAUCUGUAAGGUGGUUACAUCUAUUAGUAGCUGUUGGUGCUAUUCUUUCAACAUUGAUGCUUUUUCCAUCGGCUAUUUCAAAUCAAAAUCAAAAUCAGAAUUUAUUAACAACAAAUCUUACACCAGUCCACCGACCACCUCGUCAAGCUAUCGACGAAGUAGCGAAUCGUCUCUCAGCAAUGUCAAUGCAAGACAAUAAUGAUGAUGAUGAUGAUGAAAUUUCAAAUAAUAUACCCAAUAUAUUAAAUUCAACUAAUAUUAUAAAUACAACUAGCGAAUCUCCACCGACAACAACAAGUACAACAGAAAAAGUCGUACACAAACCAUCCGUCGUUGAUUCAGACCAAUUAAAACAAUCAAUAAUAGUAAAACCAUCUGAAAAUAAACAAUCAGAUACGAAAUCAUCAUGUAUAAAAUCAUUAUGUUGUUAUCAUCGUAAUGAUACAAAUCAAAAUGAAACAUUAAUUAAAAAUACAUUUACUUGUAAAGAAAAAGAUGAUAAUAAAUUAAAUGAUUGUAAAGAUAUUUUAUCAACAUGUUUAACCUCAACGUCAAACAUUUGCUUACCGGAUAAAACGAAUAUUCGAUGUCGUAUAGAUCAAAUUUGUGCAAAUGAUAAAACACCAAAUUGUACAAUACAAUCAAUUGAGACUGCUAUUAAUAUAAGCAGUACUACAACAGUAAUAACUACUAUUCCAACAACUAUCAUCACCAAUACCACAGCAACAACAACUUUACCUACAACAAGUACGACUACCUUGCCAUCUACUAGUCCAAGUACUACGACGGUCACAACUACAACUACAACUACAACAACAACAACGUCUACGACAACAUCAACAAGUACAACAACAACAACAACAACUACUUAUCAUAAGAAACCGUCAAUGGCUGAAUCCGAGACUGAUGAUCUCGAUGAAAAUUUAUUCUAUAAAAAAAUUCGUUCAUUUUCUCAAUCAUUAACAUUAAUUCAUUUUAUUUAUUUAUUUCUUGCAUUUACAUUUUUCCUCUUGGGAAUAUUCUAUUCAACAUUAGCAAUGCGUGGUGAGGGUAUAAAUACACCAUCUUCUAAACCAACUUAUUUAAAUCCUUUAACAUUAUUAUUUGGUAAUUCUCACCGGACAACAAAUAAUUCUAAUACUCAAAUAUCUUUAUUAUCAGAUCGAUCUUCACUUAAAUUUGUUUUUCUUCUUUUAUUAUUUUAUUUUCUCUUGGCUGGUAUUGAAUAUUCAUGUAUUUAUUUAACAUAUUCAUUUGGUAUGAAAUUAAAUUUUUCUGAACAUCAAAGUUUAAUUAUUCAAUUUUUAUUCUUUCUUGGCCUUUUAUUGGGUCGAUUAAUUGAUAUAUUUAUGGAUUAUGGUUGUUUUCUUUUCAAUACACGUAUUACAAAUCGAACAAAAAAACAAUCAGAUAAAUUUCAUUUGAUUUCAAUAAAAUUUUGUAUACUUAUACGUUUAAUGUUAUUAUUUAUUUUAUGUUCAACAUUAAGUUUUUCACAUUUAUUUCAAGAAAAUUCAUCACCAGCAGCAGCAAAUUCAUCAAUACCAUCAAUACAAAUGUUUUAUUUUAUAUUUUUUUUUAUUGGUGUAUUAAUUGCAUCAAUUCCAACAUUAAUCUUAGUUUGGAUUGAACGUGAUUUAAGUUUAAAUGAUUCACUUAUUCAAAUGAUAUUUAUAACAAUAACAAUAAGUGAAAUGAUAUUUCCAUCAUUUUUAUUUUAUAUUAUAAAACAUGUUGUAUUAUCCUAUUUAUUUUAUUUAUUUCUUGGUUCAUGUUUAUUACUUAUAUUAUUUAUAUUUAUUUUAUAUAUAAGUAAAAAAUGGCAAAGAAAAAAAUUAUAUCGAAUAUUACCAACAUCAAUGGAAAUGGAUGAUAUUAAUAUAGAAAAUCAUUCGGAUGAUGAUGAUGAUGGUGGUGGUGAAGAUCAUCAUUUUUUAAGAAAUGAACGAAUUAAUAUAAAUGAAUCAAAAUUAACAUUAGAUAAUGAAAGAGCAAAAGGUUUAAAAGGACAUUGA
This is a messenger RNA of Adineta steineri, 2553 nucleotides long. The record is from the annotation of a GenBank genome assembly. Lineage: Eukaryota; Metazoa; Rotifera; Eurotatoria; Adinetida; Adinetidae.